CUUGUUCUAAGUUGCAGUAAUUAUAAAGCAAAUAUAAUGGCUUCCGGUAGCUCCUUCCUCGGUGCAAUACUCUUGUUCUCUUUUGCCACAAUGGCUUUUUCUGACUCCCUAUCCCCAUUCUGCUAUCAAAGAGUGUGUCCUCAAGCUAUCCCGACCAUUCGACGCAUUGUCUUUGACGCUGUGAGACAAGAGCGCCGCAUGGGUGCCUCUUUACUACGUUUGCAUUUUCAUGAUUGUUUUGUUAAUGGUUGUGAUGCUUCAAUUCUACUGGAUUCUACUUCAACCAUUGACAGUGAAAAGAAUUCUCUAGCUAAUGCCAAUUCUGCUCGAGGCUUUGAAGUCAUCGAUCGAAUCAAGUUUGCAGUUGAUAAAGUCUGUAAUGGUCCUGUAGUCUCUUGUGCUGAUAUUUUGGCAGUUGCAGCACGUGACUCUGUAGUUGCGUUAGGAGGUCCAUCAUGGACAGUGCAACUUGGGAGAAGGGACUCCACAACCGCCAGCAGAACUGACGCCGACAACAACCUUCCAUCACCAUUCAUGGACUUGACUGCCCUAAUUGACAAUUUCUCAAAGCAAGGCCUUGAUGUUAAAGACCUCGUUGCACUUUCCGGUGGCCACACAUUGGGGCUUGCCCAGUGCCGGACCUUCAGAGAUCGCAUCUAUAACGAAACCAACAUCGAUCAAGGUUUCGCUGCACAACGCCAAGCUUCAUGUCCACGCGUUGGAGGGGACUCUACCCUUGCUCCACUCGACCCUUCUCCUGCCUUCUUUGACACUGGAUAUUUCAGUAACUUGGUGACGAGCAAAGGUCUUUUGCACUCCGAUCAAGUAUUGUUUAAUGGUGGACAGACUGAUAACCUUGUUAAGACUUACAGUGGAAAUAUUCGUGUUUUUGCUAAUGAUUUUGUUGGAUCUAUGAUUAAGAUGGGUAAUAUUAAGCCUUUGACUGGGAAUAAUGGUGAGAUUCGAGUGAAUUGUAGGAAUGUCAAUUGAUGUAGCGUUGAGUGUGAAAAGUUGAGAAAUCCUCAAUGGCGACAAAGGAGCCUGGGGGGGUAGGGAUAAUGUUUAA
Molecule: messenger RNA, 1066 nt
Organism: Ipomoea nil (Japanese morning glory)
Lineage: Eukaryota; Viridiplantae; Streptophyta; Magnoliopsida; Solanales; Convolvulaceae
Product: peroxidase 2-like
Exons: 3
Coding region: 37-990 (317 amino acids)
Biological process (GO): response to oxidative stress; hydrogen peroxide catabolic process
Molecular function (GO): heme binding; peroxidase activity
Source: RefSeq, a predicted model, not a curated record